AUGAAGGCCUUUCUAUGUUUGCCCCUAUUCAGCGCCGGGCUAACGCUCGCCCUGCCUCACAGCAAAGCCAACCGAUCUCUCCUCUCCUACCCCACUAAGCCGCGCGUCUUUAUCCUUUCUGAUAUUGCCAAUGAGCCCGAUGACUCCGAGUCGCUCGUCCGCUACCUGGUCUACAGCAAUCAGUUCCAGAAUGAGGGCAUCGUGGCCACCACUUCCACGUGGUUGAGAGAUGAAGUGCGUCCGGGUUUGAUGCUGGACACUAUCGAAGCCUACGCAAAGGUGGUGGACAACUUGAACAAUCAUGCUCCCAAAGAUGCGCCGUUUCCGUCGGCCGAUUAUCUACGGGGGAUUGUAUCUCACGGGCUGCCUGUCUACGGCAUGAAGGCUCUCCUAAACAACAACACCUAUAGCCCCGGCACAGAACUUCUCAUCAACAGCAUCACCAACACGUCUUCCGACCAGCCUCUCUGGGUCCUCGGCUGGGCCGGCACCAACGUUCUUGCUCAAGCUCUUCUGAAUAUUUCUCUCACGCACUCCGCCUCCGCGGCAGCCGCUCUCCGCGCGAAUCUCCGAGUUUACGCCAUCUCGGACCAAGAUGACACUGGCCCUUGGAUCCGCCACAACUGGCCCGACAUCCACUACGUCUCUUCUGUGCACGGAUUCGACCAGUAUGCAGGGGCGACCUGGCCGGGUAUUUCUGGCGAGACAGGCUACGACUUCGACAAGGGUGGUCCAGACACCUCCCUCGUGUCUCACGAAUGGCUAAAGAAAAACAUCCGAAUCGGUACUCUGGGCGCGAAAUACCCGGAUUUCGAAUACAUCAUGGAGGGAGACAGCCCGACGCUGCUGUAUGUUAUCCAGAACGGACUGGGUGAUCGAGAACACCCUCGAUAUGGCAGCUGGGGCGGCCGAUAUUCGGCUGUUUGUGACAACUGCGACUGGGACAAUCACUACAGCGAUGCGGAGGACCAGGUCAUCGGCCUGAACAAUCAGACGUUCAAGUCGAACAAAGCGACGAUCUGGCGUUGGAGAGAGGCGUACCAGAACGACUUUGCAGCGCGGAUGCAAUGGACGUUGUCCGCUUCGGAGACCAACGAAACCUGGAAUCACAACCCGGUAGUUAUUGUGAACGGGACGGGCGGGUUGGAUCCGGUGCCCGUGAAUGUAUCUGUUGGGGAGAGGGUGGCUUUUGACGCGGGUGAGACAUAUGAUCCAGACGGCGAUAGUUUGUCAUUCCACUGGUUCCAGUAUCUGGAGCCGUCCACGGACAACGCGUCCGCGAAGGGAAAUGUGGGGGAGCUGAACAUCACAAGCACUUCUGAGGGGAGAAUGGUGUCGGUUGCGAUUCCAUCUACGGAAAACACCUGCGAUGAGGAUGGUUGUCAGUUACUACAUCUGAUUUUGCAAGUGAAGGACACGGGCAGUCCGCCGUUGACCACGUACCGGCGAAUGCUGAUCCAGGUGUCCAACACCACUGCACUCUAA
This is a messenger RNA of Aspergillus sclerotioniger CBS 115572, 1485 nucleotides long. RefSeq names its product DUF1593-domain-containing protein. The record is from RefSeq and is a predicted model, not a curated record. The transcript has 2 exons. Bases 1 to 1485 code for a protein of 494 amino acids. Gene Ontology annotation, molecular function: hydrolase activity, hydrolyzing N-glycosyl compounds. Lineage: Eukaryota; Fungi; Ascomycota; Eurotiomycetes; Eurotiales; Aspergillaceae.